AUGCUUCACCCCUAUCCAGCGAAUCCCACCCCAUACUUCCUUCCUAAACCUACAUCAAACACCAGCAAGCCUCUCAAAGCCUCUACCUCCACCUCUACUACUUCUACUAUUACUGCUACCCUAACAAUCUAUCUCCUAACAACCUGCCUAAUCCUCCCAAUCUUCCGCCGCUACCACGCCCGCUACUCCCAAUACCUCCCCUUGCACAACAUAUCAGCGCACACCCUCUCCCUCCGCGACCGAAUAGCAGACGCGCUAAUGCGCUUCUUCCUCCGCUCGCGCGGGGCGCACGCGCACAUGGGCGAUCACGAAGAUGACAAUAUUAGUAUUGAUGAUGAGGAGGGGGAGAUUCUCGUUCGGAUGGAGAUGGAUGCUGCUAGGAGGGAGGUGUUGGAGAGGAGGGGGGGCAAUGGGGGGUCUGAGGGGGAGACUGAGUCGGGAGUUGGAGGUUGGGUUUAUGGAUGA
Messenger RNA from Penicillium nucicola, 465 nucleotides. RefSeq lists its product as uncharacterized. Lineage: Eukaryota; Fungi; Ascomycota; Eurotiomycetes; Eurotiales; Aspergillaceae. The transcript has 2 exons. The record is from RefSeq and is a predicted model, not a curated record. The coding region runs from base 1 to 465 and encodes 154 amino acids.